GCGUGCCACUAACGCCCCGUUGGAGUGUAGCCGCCGUAGGCGCCACCAGCCCAUCUAUGGUAGUCGCCUCCUUUCAUCGACCUUAGCACGGGCGAAGGAGACGGCGACGACGGCAUCCAGUGAACACGGCAGUCAGGAUGGCGGCAACGGCCAUUCUAGGGUUUCUUUUGGAGUUUAAGUUCAUUUUUUUUAAUGUUUUAAGUUUAAUGCAUGUGAACCGUUCGGCCGUGCAUUGAACGUAAUAUAUAGUCAUCAUUUUAAAUUUAGUUGCUUUAUUAUGUCUUUUUUAGAUUUGAAUUUAAGUUUAAAUCCGGAUGCUUUUGUCAAAUGUGUCGGGUCGUUGGGUGCGAUGACCGGCGGACGACCGCAAACGGACACUCAUGUCCGUUUUACCCCCGCAAACGAACCAGACAAAACGGAUGUCCAUUUACCGUCGGGCGUUGGAGUUUUGUUUUUAACAUCAAUACAGACGCAAGCGCUCAUACAUACGCGCAUACACGCAUCUCUAUGAAUGCACAUAGGCACACUCUACCACUAUUAGCACCUCCGAGAGACUGAGCCGGCAUGUCAUCUUUAAAUUUACAAAGUCACCGUAGGCGCCUCGUCGUCGACAGGGACGUCUCCUCCCACGAAAAGCGCAUCGCCGAAAAUCCUAAAAUAAAUCCAGAAAUAAUGCGAGCACGAAGACUUGAACCCUGAUCCCUCUAAUCAUUCAACCACAGGUUGGCUCGCGUCUGGCGUUGGAGUUGGCCCAAGGUUCAGCGUACACCUGGCAGCCGGACCAGUUCCAGCGUGAAAUGGUCAAAUCACGAUAUCACCAAGGUUCAGUGCUGAGCGACUUGUUGAUUGCUACAUUCCUCUACUCUCGGCGAAGCUACGACGCGCGCAAGACCAUGAGGCCGAGCCAGAGGCGCCACCGGCUCCCGCUCGCUUUUCUGUCUGUGCUGCUUCUCACAUCCUCGGCCGUCGCCGACAGCACCUUGACGCAGGGGACGGCCAUCGGCGGCGACCAGAGGCUGGCCUCGCCGGGCGGCGUCUUCCAACUCGGCCUCUUCUCCGUCGCCAACAACACCAGGUGGUUUCUCGGCAUAUGGCUCACUGCCUCCCCGGCCGGCGUCGUCUGGGUCGCCAACCGCGAUCGCCCGCUCAACGCCUCGUCCUCCGGCAUAGUCGCGCUCAGCGGCCGAGGGGACCUCGUGCUCCUCGACGCCGCGAGCAAUAACGAAACCAUCUGGUCCUCGUCCAGCUCCUCCUCGGCGGCGGCGUCGGUGGCGCAGCUCCGCGACGACGGCAACCUGGUGCUCGCGGACGCGGCCGACGUCGCGGUGUGGCAAAGCUUCGACCACCCGACCAACACGUUCCUCUCCGGGUCGCGGGCCGGGCAGGACCUCCGGACGGGCGUCGUGUGGUCCGUCUCGUCGUGGCGCAGCGCCGACGACCCGUCGCCCGGCGACUUCCGGUACGUGAUGGACACUCGGGGCUCGCCGGAGCUGCACGUCUGGAGGAAUGGAAGCAAGAGGUACCGGACGGGCCCGUGGAACGGGCUGCGGUUCAGCGGCUGCCCGGACAUGACCACCUUCGAGGACCUGGUAGAGUUCCGGUUCACCCACACCGCCGACGAGGUCUCCUUCGUGUACCGCGACCGCGUCGGCUCUCCGGUGUCCCGCCUCGUCCUGAACGAGUCCGGCGCGAUGCAGCGCAUGGUCUGGGACGGCGCGUUGUGGCGGGUCUUCUGGUCAGGGCCGAGGGACCAGUGCGACAUCUACGGCGCGUGUGGCCCGUUCGGCGUGUGCAACGCGGUCGGCGCCGUCAUGUGCGGCUGCAUCAAGGGUUUCAUCCCGAGUUCGCCGGCGGAGUGGCGCAUGCGGAACGCGUCCGGCGGGUGCGCCCGCAGCACGGUGCUGCAGUGCGGGGGCGGCGACGGGUUCUACACCCUGCGCGGCGUGAAACUGCCGGAGACGCAUGGCAGCAGCGUGGACGCCGGCGCAUCGCUCGCGGAGUGCGGCCGGAGGUGCUCGUCCAACUGCUCUUGCACGGCGUACGCCGCGUCGGACAUUCGAGGUGGCGGGACCGGGUGCAUACAGUGGUUCGGCGAGCUGAUGGACACGCGCUUCGUCGACGACGGCCAGGAUUUAUUCGUCAGGCUGGCAAUGUCUGACCUUCAUCUAGAGACAACCAAGACCAGCAAGCUCGUCGUGAUCAUCGCCGCGGUGAUAACAGCAUUUGCAUUGCUUCUGCUAUCGCUUGGCCUCGUGAUCUGGAGAAAGAUCCGGCAGCGCAGUAAGCAAGUUACCAACUUUGAUGACAUGGUGAGAGGCGAGUGUCUGACGUACCAUCUCGAAACCCUUAGAGACGCCACCGACGGAUUCUGCCCCAAAAAUGAAAUAGGGCGCGGCGGCUUCGGCAUUGUUUACAAGGGUCAAAUGGAAGAUGGCCAGGAAGUCGCGGUGAAGAAGCUAUCAGCAGGAAACAGUGUGCAAGGUCUGAAGGAGUUCAAGAAUGAGGUGGACCUGAUCGCCAAGCUGCAACACCGUAACCUCGUACGCCUGCUCGGUUGCUGCAUCCACUGCUCCGAGAGGAUAUUGGUCUAUGAGUACAUGAGCAACAAGAGCUUGGACACUUUCAUUUUUGAUCCAAGGAGGCGCGCUGACUUGAGCUGGAGAACUAGGAUGGACAUCAUCUUCGGUGUUGCAAGAGGGCUUCUCUACCUUCACCAGGACUCGAGGCACACGAUGAUCCACCGAGAUCUCAAGGCGGCCAACGUUCUCCUCGAUCGGGAGAUGGUGGCCAAGAUAUCGGAUUUUGGAAUCGCCAAGUUGUUUAGCAGCAUCGGCGACCAUCAGGUCACGGAAAGGAUUGUUGGGACAUAUGGUUACAUGUCACCCGAAUAUGCGAUGGACGGCAUGGUAUCGUUCAUGCAGGACGUGUACAGCUUCGGUGUGCUGUUGCUGGAGAUCAUUAGUGGCAGGAGGAACCAACGAAGUUUCAACCUCAUUGCUCAUGCAUGGGGGCUAUUUGAAGAAAACAAGAGCCUCGAGCUCCUUGACCCAGCCGUGCGGGACGGCUGUAGCCCGACGGAGCUAGAGCAGGCCACGACGUGCAUCCAGGUAGGGUUACUGUGCGUUCAGGAGAGCCCGAGCCAACGACCGCAAAUGGCUGCCAUAAUACCCAUGCUGUCGCAACAACAGGCGCCGGGACGGCCUCUUCGGCCGGUGGUUUGCAUGCCUGUGAGCUCUCUGGUGGACCUUCUAGGCGUGCAGGAGGACACGUCCGGCAAUGCUGAGCUGACCAUCACAAACCUUGAAGGCCGGUAGGAUGGCUCUAGGGCAAGCUAGAGCCAAAUAUUGGAGACGUUACUUACAAUUUCUCAUGCCAUUGGGUAGGACACGUGCAUGCACCCCAAAAACGUAAUGAUUGUACAAGUCACAAUUCACGCAAGCAUACACGCUAUAUGUAUAUGGUUCAAUGCUAUGUGGCUGUGUAGGUUUUUUUUUAACAUGUGUUUGUAGUAUUUUACGACAUCACAUACCACCCACCUGGCCUCCUCAUAAGCUGACCUCUUUGCCUUAGCAAUGUGGGACUGAACCUUUGUGUUGGUCAAUGCUUUGGAUUUUCAGAAAUUUUAGAC
Molecule: messenger RNA, 3628 nt
Organism: Aegilops tauschii subsp. strangulata
Lineage: Eukaryota; Viridiplantae; Streptophyta; Magnoliopsida; Poales; Poaceae
Product: receptor-like serine/threonine-protein kinase SD1-8
Biological process (GO): protein phosphorylation; recognition of pollen
Molecular function (GO): protein serine/threonine kinase activity; ATP binding
Source: RefSeq, a predicted model, not a curated record